This is a messenger RNA of Plectropomus leopardus (leopard coralgrouper), 322 nucleotides long. The record is from RefSeq and is a predicted model, not a curated record. Lineage: Eukaryota; Metazoa; Chordata; Actinopteri; Perciformes; Serranidae.
ACGACAAGACGAAUGGAGGCGGAAACCCCAUGGAGUUUAAAUCCAAGCAGUGGUUCGGAGCCUCGGUGCGAUCUGACGGAGAGCACAUCCUGGCGUGCGCUCCGCUGUAUCAGUGGUCCACCUUCGGCCAGUCGGAGCGAGAGCCGGUGGGAACGUGUUUCCUGAAGAAAGAAGGGUCGGUGGUCGAGUACUCGCCCUGCAGAUCGAGGCAGCACUCUCCGGAGGGGCAGGGCUUCUGUCAGGCCGGCUUCAGCGCAGACUUCCUGAAGGUACAAACUCUCCCUCUAUGUGGUAUUUUCACUUUGACCAGAUUACUUUUACA